This is a messenger RNA of Macrosteles quadrilineatus (aster leafhopper), 3458 nucleotides long. RefSeq names its product gastrula zinc finger protein XlCGF58.1-like. Gene Ontology annotation, biological process: regulation of transcription by RNA polymerase II. Lineage: Eukaryota; Metazoa; Arthropoda; Insecta; Hemiptera; Cicadellidae. Gene Ontology annotation, molecular function: RNA polymerase II transcription regulatory region sequence-specific DNA binding; DNA-binding transcription factor activity, RNA polymerase II-specific. The record is from RefSeq and is a predicted model, not a curated record. The transcript is spliced from 2 exons. The coding region runs from base 298 to 2376 and encodes 692 amino acids. Gene Ontology annotation, cellular component: nucleus.
CAAAAACAGAAAAGGCCAAACUGAUCCAUACUUUGGAGAACAAGGGUAUAUAGUAGACAAACCUUCCAAGAUUGAAGAAUGUCAAGUCACAUGUCGGCUUUUGAAAAAUAGAGAAAAGCACAAGACGAUGUUUUAAAUCAUAUAAUACCAAGACUAUUCAACAAUUAGAACUCAAACGCUAUAAUGUGCUCACUUUCAUGCAUAAUAAUGACUAAGUGUUGACAUAUUAUUAAUAGAAUAGUUACCUGAUGCCAAAUAAUAUAUAUUACAUAUAGUCCAUAUAUAAUAAGCGAUAGAAUGGAGACUGAUCCGGUAUGUUAUAUAGGCUUAACCAAAGAUAAUACCAAAGAAUUGUCUAAUACUAUAAAAGAUGAUCAAAAUAUAAAUAUAUUAACUGGGUUUAUAAAACAAGAAGUGAAAGAAGAAUGUUACAUAACAAAUAUAAAAGUAGAAGACAACAUUCAUGAAUUUGAUAACAGUGGAAUCAUUGUUCAAAGCAAACAUGAUAGGGCUACUAUUUUUUGCCAAACUAAUUUAGAGAAAACCGAGUUUGAUGACGUAGUGCCUGGUAUUAAAAAUGAAAACCAGAGUGAGAACUCUUUUGGUUAUGAAACCCUGCCUUUGCCAAUCAAAAAUUUACAACUAUUACCUUCUGAAUUGAAAAAUAGCAGCAAAGCUUCAGUGGUAGAUACCAAUCCUAUGGAGAAACUUCCGUUGAAAUGCACAAACUGCAAAUACGGCACAACUGUUAAAAAGAAUUUGAUAUGUCACAUGAAAUAUUUUUGUAAAAUGAAGAAGGGAAAUCCAAUUGAAAAAUUACCAUUUAAGUGUAAUGACUGUUCAUACGCUACUUCUUCAAAGAAGAAUCUGGUAUCUCACAUGAAAAACCAUAUAGGACCUCCUCGAUACCAAUGUGUGUUAUGUGACUAUUCCGCAAAACAGAAGAAAAGCCUGACGAUGCACUUACUUUCGCAUGCCGGAGAAAAACCUCUGAAAUGUGAUGAUUGUAACUAUAGUACUGCGAACCGACAAAGUCUUCAUCAGCACAAGCUACUGCAUGAGGGUAAAAAGCCAUACGAAUGCAAAAUCUGCGGGUACAGUUCAAACUUUAACUCUGCAUUAAGAUCUCACAUGUUGAUACAUGACGAUUAUAAACCAUUUAAAUGCCGUUUGUGCGAUUAUCGGUGCAAGCAGAAGUGCAAAUUGAAACCUCACAUGUUGAUGCAUGCUGGUUAUAAACCUUUUAAGUGUGAAAUGUGUGAUUUUCGUGCUGCUACAAGACAGAAUCUAACCAAUCACAUGGCCUAUCACAGUGAUGACAGGCCUUUCCAUUGUAAUAUGUGUGACUACAGUGCAAAAACAAAGAAUGAACUGAUGAAACAUAUCAACAGACAUAACAAUAUCAGGAAAUUCAAAUGCCCUUUGUGCGACUACAGCGGCAUCCGAAAAUGUUACCUAACCAUCCACAUGACGACACACACUAAAGACAGGGAAAGACCCUUCCCAUGUCCCUAUUGUGAUUAUAGUGCGUACACCAGAUUUUUACUGAACCAGCACAUCUUGACACAUUCCGGAGACUCUCCUUUUAAAUGCUCCGAGUGUGAUUACACCUGCAAACAGAAAAGUAAUCUGAGAAUGCACAUGACUUUACAUUCCGGCGUUCGCCCUUUCAAGUGUUUGAAGUGCAACUUCAGUUCUGCUUCCAAGAAUGGACUAAAGCAUCACAUGAAUGUGCAUUCCAAUGUAAAACCGUUCCGAUGUUCUCAUCCGUUGUGCCACUUCAGCGCCAAGACCAAAUACGAAUUAGAAGCUCACUCGAAAAUUCACUUGAGGGAUAAGAAAUUCAUCUGCUCCACUUGUGGGUAUGGAACAGUGACAAAGCAGAAUCUAGUCAGACACAUAGUAAAGCAUUCGGAACAUCGGCCUUUUGAAUGUGAUAAAUGUCCGUACAAAGGAAAGAACGGAAUAAGUUUGAAAGUACACAUGUUGAUUCAUAAAUAUGAGAACCUAUUUAAAUGUGCUGAAUGUGGUCAUACAUCGCUCACCAAAGGUAGACUUGAGUCACAUAUGAUGACACAUCAUGCAGAGAUGCGUUUCAAAUGUUUGAACUGCUCUUAUGAAGCGAAACAGAAGAUCAGUUUGAAAUAUCACAUUAUGAUGCAUCACACAAAAGAGAGAUCUUUCAAAUGUGAGGAUUGUAAAUUCAGAACCAUCAACAAAGCCAGGCUGAGACGCCACAGAUUAAAACAUGAAUCAGGAGAUAAACCCCUGAAAUGUUCUCUCUGCAGUUUCUCAACUAGGAGAAAAGACUCACUUCAGUGUCAUCUGUCAAGACACAGAGGCUGGAAGAAUCCUAAGAUAAAAGAUGAAGUGUGAUUGACAGUUCUAGUCCAGUCAGUUUUAAGCUCAAAGAAAAUUAUUUAAUUAUUUGGGUAUUUUGACUUAUAUCAGCUUAAGACUCGAUCGUGUGCCAUAAGACUCCCUCAAUAAAUUCUAGCUUGAACGUUAAAAGAUUUGUGUUUGAAACUAGAAUUAUUUUAUUUCUAUAACAGUUCUCAAAGUUUUAUUUAACUCCUUCUAAAACCCACAUAAAAUUACUUUUUUUUACCAAGUUGUUCUGUGUUCUGUUUUUGUUUUUAAAAUUAUAAACACUGUUUUAACCUUUAUAUCAAGAACUUAAUACUUGCUUAGUUGUAUAAGAGGUUAUACAUUUUAGUUUCUGUAGGUACUGAUAGAUUUCUCAGAGAUUUAAAAUAUUUUAUUUUAACAAUUAGUUGAGAAAUUGUUAUGUUUUUGUUAGUAUAAUAAAAAAGGUUCCUUCAGUUUUUGCCAAAUGUCUUAUAGGACUGAGUAGUUUGUGGUUUUUAGUGGACUUGUUAUGUUUUUAUGUUAAUUAAUUAAUAAGGUUUUAAAUUACGUUAAGUAGUUAAAUUUUUGUUACUGAAAUACAUGUCUUCAAAUCAGCUUACUUCUAUCUUGUUUUAUCCAUGUAAGAACUUGUUAAACAUGGUUAUACUUUCUGUUAUGAGUUUGCAAUUCAAUUGCAUGCAAAGUGUGCUGAAAUACUGUUAACCAUGGUUUAAUCAAUAACAUUAAUUUGUUAGACUUCCUCUCGUUUGGUUACAGAAUUGAAUUGGUUUUUGUGCUUAUAGGCCUAAUACAUCUACAAUUUAUCAAAUUCAACCUAUUUAAAUUGUGAACAAUAGCCUAAUAAAAUUUAUGUAAAGAUUUUUAAUAAAUAUUUUAAUUAUUGGUAUGUUUGAAUGAAACUAAGUUUAACUCUAUGCAUAUUGCAAAUGUCAAGACAUUUUCUGUGAUAUGUCCCUUGCCAUAUCAUUAAGUUACCAGUAAACAAUUGCCAAAGGUUAAGUUAUGUAAAGAUUACAGAGUAUAAUUUGUUCUUUGUUUUGCUGCCAUCACAAUGUGAAGACUGAUUUGUAAAUAAAAUAUGUCAUGUA